This is a messenger RNA of Atta colombica, 638 nucleotides long. RefSeq names its product methylated-DNA--protein-cysteine methyltransferase, constitutive (gene agt). Bases 57 to 638 code for a protein of 193 amino acids. Gene Ontology annotation, biological process: DNA repair. Lineage: Eukaryota; Metazoa; Arthropoda; Insecta; Hymenoptera; Formicidae. The record is from RefSeq and is a predicted model, not a curated record. Gene Ontology annotation, molecular function: methylated-DNA-[protein]-cysteine S-methyltransferase activity. The transcript has a single exon.
ACAGAUCAUAUGUUUGCGUUUCGGAUUAUUUAAUUUGCUUCAGUAAUUUUAUAAUCAUGGUUGUAUUUCGAAGUAUAACAGUGGAUGAAUAUAAAAGUAAUUACAUGACGUUUCGAUUGCUGUACGCGUUUCAUCGAACACCAAUCGGAAAAUGCCUUAUUGCCGUAACCGACACCGACGAAAGUGUGACGUACUUGAGAUUUAUUGACGAUGAAUACGAUAAUGAGGCGGCUGCUCUCAAAGAUUUAAAAGCGAAAUGGCCUUUAACUCAAACAUUGGAGGAUGCUGACAACAAAACAGAUGCUGUUAUCGUGAAAAUCUUUCAUCCCGAUUAUUCACGGCUUGAUUCCAUUCAUGUUUUCAUGAAAGGCACGGAAUUCCAAAUUAAAAUUUGGAGAUCUUUGACUAGAAUCCCUGGAGGAACGGUCACCACGUACGAGGAAGUCGCACGGAUGGUGGGUUACGAUUCUAAAACCGCAAUAGCAGUGGGAAAUGCAUGUUCUAAGAAUUAUGUUGCCUAUAUCGUGCCAUGCCAUCGUGUGGUAGCAAAAAACACACAUGUUUGUGGCAUCAAAAAUGCUUGGAAAAUUGAGCGAAAAGAAGCUAUCUUAAAAUAUGAAAAACAGCUCUAUGCGUAA